GUUGAUGGCUCUUCCUUUGAAAAAUUCUCUCAAUUGCCUUUAUCAGAACCAACACUCAAGGGUCUAAGCGCCGGUUCUUUUACAAAGCCUACAGCUGUACAGAAGAAAUCUCUUAAAUACGCGCUAAUGGGCAAAGAUAUAAUUGUAGAAGCAAAAACGGGUAGUGGCAAGACCUUAGCGUUUGUUAUCCCGAUUUUGGAAUGCAUAUACACGGAGAAAAUCACCGCCUUUGAUGGCCCCGUGGCAGUUGUGCUCACACCCACUCGUGAAUUGGCAAAGCAAAUAUUUUCCGUGUUUGAUCGCGUUGGGAAGUUCCACAACUUUACGAUGCUUGAUGUCAUGGGUGGAAAGACUCGAACAGAUAAACGGCAGGAGUGGCAAAGGGCCGCAAAAGCUAAUAUCCUCAUUGGUACUCCGGGAAGGUUCGCGCAACAUCAACAACAAAAUCCCACGCUAGACAUGUCAAAUUUGCGCAUCUUGGUUUUGGAUGAGGUUGAUCGUCUUCUUGAUCCUACCUUUCGUAAUGACCUCCUCGCCAUAACGGACAACCUUACGACUGAUCGCCAGUGCCUUCUUUUCUCUGCUACUCUGUCAAAAACUCGCGACCAGCUUUCAUGCCUAAACUUGAAGUCACCUGUAUUCAUUUCGACGAAUACCACUACUCUCGCUGCAACGCCCGCACACCUCAUACAGUUUUACUCUGUUGUUCCGUUGGAUAAAAAAUUGGAUUAUCUUUGGACUUUUCUACAGAGUCACUGCAAGAAGAAAAUUAUCGUUUUCUUCUCAACACAAAAACAAGUUCGAUUUGUUCACGACCUAUUCCUCCAAAUGCGUCCUUACUUCACUGUAAUGCAACUGCGCGGCAACAUGCUACAAAGCAAGCGAUUUAAAAUCUACGAGAAAUUUUCUCAGACCCCCAGAGGUGCGGUUUUAUUCGCCACAAAUGUCGCCGAACGUGGUCUAGACUUUCCUGAGGUGGAUUGGGUUGUGCAGUUCGACUGCCCAAAACAACUCGACGACUACAUCCACCGUGUGGGCCGAACAGCGCGCGCCGAGCACGUGGGCCGGGCAAUCACCUUCCUCCUCCCCUCCGAGGUCAAACUGGUGGAGCUCCUCGCCCAGCGAAAUGUCAUCCUCAGGCAGCAACAGUUUCCCGAGUCUCGUAUCAGGCCCGUCGUGUCAACUCGUGCACCGGCCAUUUUGGCCAGCCAACCGGAAUUGGCCACGUCAGCUCGUGCCGCCUUCACAGCAUACCUCCGGGACUACUGUCACGUGCCCAAAGGCUCAACCUCCGCCCAACAGCCUGUCAGUUUGAAGUCCGUGUUUCAGCCAUCCGAACUGCCCAUCGACGAGUUCGCAGCCUCCCUAGGUCUUCCGUUAACUCCCGAGCUUCCCAAGAUGAUGCUCCAUCACCAACCCACACGUGCCAGCGGCGAGAAGAGGCCUUCGAUUUGGUCCGGCGAAGAUAAUGCUGGUAGCGACGACGAAGAAAACGAUGGCCUCUUGAAACGCAAGACUUUCUCGGUCUUGCAGCCCGAAUUAAGAGCGAAGGCGGAGGCUAGUGGUCGCAAGCUUCUCGAAUUGGCUUCGUCCGAGGACGAAGAGGAUGAGGAAUCGCUCUCCGAGGACAAUGGCCCGGUCCUGGCCGCCAAGUCGGAUUCGGUUGUAGAGAACCCAAUCAUGACAUCAGCCAAGAAAACCCACUUAACUCGGAUCCAGCUGGCAAAGCGCGAACUGAAGCGAAACAUACGUUCGCAUUCAAAAAUUGAAUUUGACGAAAAUGGAAAGGCAAGUUUACUAACUUUGUGUUUUCGUUAUUUCCAGUUGCUGUCCACACCUCUAUUGAAGACGGUGGGCGGGGUUCCGGUGCCGUAUCUGGACGCGGACAGCGAACUUCCACCGGCUCGCCUCGACAUUGAGGCAGAACGAGAGCGCCUGCGCACCGUCGUAGACCGUGAGGAUAAGAUUCGCUGGCGUGAGAGGAUUCGUGAAAAGCACCGUCUGGAACGCAAAAAAGCCAAGGAAGCGAGAAAGCUGGAAAAGGAUGUCAUUGCUCCCAGACUCGCUGUCAGCGACGAAGAGUUUGCCGGUGAAGACAACGUCGGUGGUAGUGAAACUGGCGGCGAAGGUGACAGUGGGUCGAAUGCGGACGACGUAGAGGACGGAGGUGGCGACGAUUCCGCCAGUGACCAAGACGGCGACGAUUCCGCCAGUGACGAAGACGGCGCACCGCCUGAUAAGCGUCAGCGGCAACAGUAG
This is a messenger RNA of Mesocestoides corti, 2259 nucleotides long. The record is from the annotation of a GenBank genome assembly. NCBI's taxonomy places the organism in Eukaryota, Metazoa, Platyhelminthes, Cestoda, Cyclophyllidea, Mesocestoididae.